AUGUCUUUAGCCAGAGCGUUUACGACCCGCCGGGCCAAGGUCUUUGGGGGCGGCGACUCAGAGGGCAAGCCAUCCAGGAGCCAUACCGUCAAGGGAUCUCUCAGCGGUCCCAUUCGAAGCAAGAUCUCGGGACCAGUCGAGUUGAUCCACACUACCAACAUGCUUUCUUACAAUGCCCCGGACAUCCAGAAGGAGCCCAAGACCGCUGUAUCAACGUCGUCCUCUUCAAUUCGAUCUGAUGGAAGUUCUGACCACAUCCCGACUGGAGCCUCUUCACCUCUCACAAGCCCAGACUCACCUUUCCCCCGUGAGGACAAAGACACCAAAUUAUCUUCUACUGCCGAGCCGAACCACCUUUCAUGCUACUUCACUCUCCCUGGCCAGUCUUCCGUGCCAACACCAGAGGUGCCAUCCAUCCCGAAGCGGUCUCCUUCGCACACAAAGAGAUCUUAUGAGCCCCUGGCCCGGAAACCAUCCGUCUCGAGGCUCGCAGAGUCAAAAUCCCAUGAACCCCUUGGCCGUAAACCUUCUGUCUCGAGACUAUCAGAGCAUUCCAGCCGGACCGUCUCCACCAAAGGGAGCUUCAGUUUUUCCCGGUCAUCGUCCGCCUCAACCAGUACGACGGCUAGCAGCCACCACUCCAUCGGCGGACAGCAAGUUCCUAAAACAUCGCCCAUGGCACCUCCACCUGUCCCCGCUGCGCUGUCGACAUCUGCGUCAGGUCAACACCACAAGGAGCCCGCCAGCGAAUCAUCCCACCCAUUCGGCCAAGAGCUGGCACAGGUGACGGAGCUGGCCGAGGAGUAUGCCUCCACGGCAGCGGACAAGAAGCGCGCCGCGGCAUCCAAGGAGGAGCAGGACUUAGCUGAUCUCGGCCUCAAAAAGUUCACACCCGAGGACUACAUCUCUGAGAUCCAGAGCCUCUUCGCUACAUUCUUCAGCGAGACGACGAGGCAUGCGAGGGCCCCGGCUCCCCAGUGGAUUUGA
Messenger RNA from Diaporthe amygdali, 987 nucleotides. RefSeq lists its product as uncharacterized. The coding region runs from base 1 to 987 and encodes 328 amino acids. Lineage: Eukaryota; Fungi; Ascomycota; Sordariomycetes; Diaporthales; Diaporthaceae. The transcript has a single exon. The record is from RefSeq and is a predicted model, not a curated record.